UUACUAUGCCAGGAGCUUGAAACAGCUAUCCGCUCUUGUCACACCCUCCCUCAAGCCCAUCAAAUUCAUGCGAAAAUAGACUUGAAUGACACUUCCUCAUUGAUCUUUCUUUCUAAUAUUUCCAUCCAGAUGUUUGGACGAUGCGGCAGCAUCAGUCAUGCUUACCAAAUCUUUUGCAGAAUUGUCACCAAAGACUGCUUCUCCUGGGUGAUGAUGUUGCAAGCAUUUGCCACAAAUGGUCAUCUCCAUGAAGCGGAACAUCUCUUUUUCAAAAUCCCGCAAACCAACCUUGUUGUUUGGAACGCAAUGAUAGCUGCUUACAUCACAAACAACGCUCUUUUCAAGGCACAGUCACUUUAUGAAUCAAUGCCAGAAUGGAAUCUCAUUUCUUCUACCACAAUUCUUACUGCACUUGCUUGUUCUGGGGAUUUGGAGAAAGCAAAGGUAGUUUUUGAUUCGAUGGAGGAACGCGAUCUCAUCGCCUGGAACGCAAUGCUCGCUGCCUAUACACACAGUGACAAUAUUGACGAACUCACCGCUAUCGCCCAGCAGAUGCCAGAACUUGAUAUUGUCUCGUGGAACACAAUUCUGUCAGCAUACGCCCGAUCUGGGGAUUCUCACACAACAGCACAAAUCUUCCAUCGCAUGACUGAAGUUGAUCUUGUUUCCUGCACCACAAUGCUCAAAUCUUAUGCAGAGAGCGGCCAAAUUGGUCAAGCCCAACAUGUCUUUGAUGGAUUGCCACACCGCGAUGCCACCUCUUGGACAGUGAUGAUCGAAGCAUAUAGUGCUGCAGGACGCUUAACAAACUCUGUUGAUCUCUUUAACAAAGCCAACAGCAAGGAUAUAGUGACGUGGAACGCCAUGCUUUCAAUAUAUGCCCAGUCCGGGCAUCUGGAACAGUCAAAGCACUUUUUUGAUUCCAUGCCUCUACAAGAUGCCGCUACGUGGAAUACCCUCUUGGCAGCAUAUGCUGAACGCGGGCAUUUGAUCUAUGCUCAAGAUCUGUUCCAUAAGAUGCCUUUCACAGAUUCCAUCACUUGGAGCAUCAUGAUACACGGGUAUGCCAUGAACGGGCAAAUGGCGGAAGCAAAGAGCUUGUUUAGCACUUCUCUGAUUCGAUUCCAGGUCGCGCGAGUGAUGCUUGGCGCCUAUGCGAGCAAUGGGCUCUUGGACGAGGCAAAGGGCUUCUUCGAUUCCAUGCCGGAGAGAGAUGGAGAGACGAGCGCGGCGAUGGCGGCGGCCAUGGCACAGGGCGGCCGAUUCAACGACGCGGCGGCGUUCUUCCACGAGGCUAAGAUUGAAGGAUUCAAGCCCGGUGCUAUUUCUUUCGCGUGCGCCAUCGUGGGCUGUAGCUACAGGGGCGACUUGGAAGCUGGGAUCCAGUGCUUCAAUUCGAUGAUCGCAGAUUUCGGGAUCCGGCCCAACAAGCAGCACUACUGCUGUGUGAUCGAUUUGCUGGGUCGCGCUGGUCAUCUGGAAGCCGCGGAGGAGCUCAUCGCCAACAUGCCCUUCGUUCCCGAUCACUCCGACUGGAAAUGCCUGCUCGCGGCGUGCCGAUUCCAGGGCGGCGGUGGCGAUGCCCGAGAGACCGCGGCUCUCUCCGCCGCUCGGGAGGAUCCACACGACCCAGCGCCGUAUGUAUUGCUCGCCAAUCCAUAGUACUUUCAAAGAGAUAGAAGAAGAGCGAA
Molecule: messenger RNA, 1691 nt
Organism: Selaginella moellendorffii
Lineage: Eukaryota; Viridiplantae; Streptophyta; Lycopodiopsida; Selaginellales; Selaginellaceae
Product: pentatricopeptide repeat-containing protein At4g02750-like
Exons: 1
Coding region: 130-1662 (510 amino acids)
Biological process (GO): RNA modification
Molecular function (GO): protein binding; RNA binding
Source: RefSeq, a predicted model, not a curated record